AAGGCUACACAAGAUUUGGCACUUUCGGCUGGUCCACUGUCCAAACACGAAAUUCACAGGCCACGAACCAAAGCAAGACAAACCCAGAAGAACCCUGCAAUGGCGACGGCGAGGAGGGUGGUCCUCAUCCCCGGCCAGAGCAUAAGCCACCUCACGCCGAUGAUGGAGUUCGCCGCGGUCUGCAUCCGUCGUGGCCUCGCCGUCACCGUCGCCGUCCCGGACCCAGCCCUUACCUCCCCGGCUUUCCGCUCCACCAUCGGCCGGUACGCCGCCCGGCUCCCCUCCCUCUCCGUCCACUCCCUCCCUCCCCCUCCCGCCCACCACCACUCCCUCGACGCCGCGCACCCGUUCAUCCGCAUACAGGCCGGCUUCCGCUCCCAGGCAGCCGGCCUGCGAGACUUCCUCCGCAGCCUCCCCGCAGUCCACGCGCUCGUGGCCGACAUGUUCGCCGCUUACCUCCUCGACGUCGCCGCGGAGGUCGGCGUCCUGGGGCACCUCUUCUACUGCACAGGCGCCGCCAAUCUUACCGUCUUCCUCGAACUGCCUUCAUUUUGCUCCGCGAGCGUUGCAGACUUGAAAGAUCUCGGCGACGCGCCCGUGUCGUUCCCCGGCGUGCCCACGAUGCCGGCGUCUCACUUGGUCGACGGUGUGCUCGACAGCGGAACGGACCUGUACGCGGCUGUGCUGGACGUAUUUGGUCGGAUGGCGGCAGCGCGCGGCAUUCUGGUGAACACCUUCGAGGCGCUGGAGAGCUCGGCGGUGGCGGCGAUUAGAGACGGGCGCUGCCUCCGCGGCCGCGCCGCCCCGCGGGUCUACUGCGUAGGCCCGUUGAUCGCGGAAGGCGGCGCGGAGGAGGAGGAGGAGAGGCACCCAUGCCUCCCGUGGCUGGACGCGCAGCCCGAGGGCAGCGUCGUGUACAUCUGCUUCGGCAGCCGGUGCACGGUCUCGCUGGAGCAGAUCAGGGAGAUGGCCAAGGGGCUCGAGAUGUCCGGGCACAGGUUCUUGUGGGUGCUGCGCGCGCCUCCUGCCUUCGCCGCAGCAGCCGGCGAGCCGGACGCGACGCUGUCUCUCCUCCCCGAGGGGUUCUUGGCCCGGACGGCAGACAGGGGCCUCGUGGUGACCGCGUCCUGGGUGCCGCAGAUGGACGUGCUGCGUCACGCGUCGACUGGCACCUUCAUCACGCACUGUGGAUGGAACUCGACGCUGGAGGCGGCGGCCACCGGCGUGCCGAUGGUGUGCUGGCCGCUGGAAGCCGAGCAGUGGAUGAACAAGGUGUACAUUGUCGAGGAGAUGAAGGUUGGCGUGGCGGUGAGAGGGUAUGCUAAACCCGGGGUGCUUGUCACGGCCGACAAUGUGGAUGCCACGGUUAGACAGAUCAUGGACAUGGAGUCGGAAGGUCGGCGAGCUGUCGUCGAACGGGCCAUGGCGGUAAAGGAGAGCGCCGCCGCGGCAUGGAAGGAGAGCGGCUCCUCUUGUGCCGCGUUCGCCGAGUUUGUGAAGCAGAUGGAGUAAGAGAAGGUCGGCAGCAACUGGUAAGGAUCCGUAAACUGGGCAUUGCAGUGGUGCGCACCAUUUAUGAACUAACAUGAGUAGUGAGUGCAAUGUACGUAUUUAUUUAUUCAUAACAUUUUGGGGGACUACCUCAUUCUAGUUUGAAUUUCGAGUGAUUUGGCAUGCCAUAGAA
This is a messenger RNA of Hordeum vulgare subsp. vulgare (domesticated barley), 1684 nucleotides long. RefSeq names its product anthocyanidin 5,3-O-glucosyltransferase-like. Bases 100 to 1512 code for a protein of 470 amino acids. NCBI's taxonomy places the organism in Eukaryota, Viridiplantae, Streptophyta, Magnoliopsida, Poales, Poaceae. Gene Ontology annotation, molecular function: UDP-glycosyltransferase activity. The transcript has a single exon. The record is from RefSeq and is a predicted model, not a curated record.